CACUGGUCUUUUGCGGCACCCCCUCCACCCGCCACCUAUCCUAUCCACAUGCAUCGCUGUCGUUCGCCUCCUAAUCUCAAAAAAUCAGUCGCUCAUUGGACAGCUUCGUAGCUAGUCGCUUAUCACGGAGAGCGUCCGCGAAUGUUUUGUACAAUUUGUUUCAAACAAUAGAUUGUAAACAACGCUGCCGUUUGAUGAAAGUUUAGUUGGUAGAAUCAAAUCAGGACGCGUUUAGUGAGUGAGUUCUGUUGGAUUUUAGCUUCGACGUGUUCGUUCAUGUGGCUGUUGUGUGUGUUUGCCGUUCUUUGUCCUGGCACCAGCUGAUAAGUUCCACAGCCGCUCCUGCUAUGUUGAUUAACCUGUUUCUACCCUGCUGACAGGAUGGACAGAAAUCUAGUGGACCUGAUAGACCUGGGAGAGCCGCCUCCUCUGACGGCACUCGGCGACGAUGUCAACCUUAUCGACGCCAUCCUCACGGGGAUGCUGGAGUGCGCCUCUCCCUCCUCCCCGUCGCCGGGAGGAGGAGUUGAGGAGGUGACCUUCCGAGAGGAGGAGGAUGACAGCAUCCAGGAGCUGGUGGACCAAAGUAUGCAGACUGACAUCACCUACGCCCUUGACGAAACAGACUGUCCAGAUUUCGAGUCCUGUUUACAGGACACCUCAUUGCCCGGAUUCGAAGAUAACUUUUUGUCGCUGCCCAUAGAGUUGCCUUCUGAUCUUGAUGUGCAUGAUUGCGCCAUCGGUAUAAGUGCAUCGUGUCAGGAAGGCCGUAAUGACGUCACAGCCGCAGUGACAAACGACGAGCCGCCGGGGGCGGUGGGAGGCGUGCACAGGCGCAGUGCGAGCAUGGAGGCGGCAGUGGGGGUGGCAGAAAGCGCCUCCAGAAGACGGUCUUCCAGUGCGAGCGCGACCGCCGUGAUGAGCGAUGCAGCGGCCAAGUGCAGUCCGAGUGCAUCUUCGCAGGAUGCGGCUGCAGUGUUGGAUGCAGCUGCGGUGCCCGAUGCAGUUCGCAGCUCUAGUCCGACCGCCGAUUGGCUGCGUGUGUCGAUGCGACGCGUCCGUCAUUUUCGGCUGCUGGAUCCUCACCAGCCGUCUGCGCCGCCGAUGGACUGUGAGUCUGUGGAAGACGUGCGCCCCUCGUCGGCGCCUAUGGACCGGCCACGCCAGGUGGGCCGAGCCGCGCUGCGCCGUCCCCAUAACAGCGCCAACUCGACGCCCCAGCAUCGGCCGGCCCACCAGGCGCCCGCCAUCCACAUCACUCCUUCGUCGCCCGAGGUGAACCAUCAGCACAACUGGCAACAGCACCACCUCAGCUCCGACACCAGCGACACCGAGAGUCUGCCGCCUCCCGCCGCUACCCCGCCACUCUCUGCACACCACAGCACUGUCAGGUCGUACGAGAUGCCGCAAGAUGCUUCGAGUCCGCUGGGUCAGUGGUCGCACGGUCUCAGUCCGGUGCUGGCCUGCCUUGGCUGUACGCUCGGACUCUUCAACAUCUCCAGAUUUGCCAUCUAUAGUAUGCAGUAUGGAGCUAAUUACAUAAUCCAAUUUAUUGUGAUGUCUCUGCUACUGGGAAUUCCUCUAUUCACUUUCCACUUAUCGUUAGGUCAGCUGUUAGCUUCAGGGACAAUGGAUAUGUGGAAAAUUUCUCCUAUAUUCCAGGGAAUUGGAAUAGCUAUUCUCACAUCACACGCUUUGAUAGGUAUUUAUAGUAUUAUUGGAGUCUCGUGGAUGUUCGUUUACUUCCGUGAUUCGUUCAUCACAAAACAAGACAUGUAUGGAUGGGCCGAGCCUCAUGUCUAUUACAAAGAUAGUUUUCGUCCAAUAAUUUUCAACUCAACAAACAUAAAGUUGGAAGAGACAGUUCCAGAUUAUUUCAAUGGGGUUGUGCUUCAAAGACAGAACUUGGAAACUCCAGCUGGCUCGCCGGGCCACUUGAAGUUCCAAGUCACCUUCAACUUAGUUGUUAUAUGGAUGAUUAUUUUCAUCUGCUUGAGCAAAGGUUUAAAAUCCUACGGGAAAGUAGUCUACAUUUUCUCCUUAGUUCCGGUCUUCGGAAUGUUCGUAUUAUGUUCGAAAUUAUUAGGGCUGAUGCCAAUCAAUAGGUUAGAAAUAGCGUUUCCUCAGACAGACUGGAGUGAAUUUUUCCUAAAUACGAAGAGCUGGAUGGCAGCGAGCAGCGAGGCUUUCUUCACAUGGGGCGUGCUGGGAGCGGCAGCCAUGCAGAUCACGUCGCACAACCGCCCCAAGCACCUGCUGCAUCGGGACACCGCCCUCGUCAUAGUGCUCACCCUGGCCGUGCUCCUCCUCGCCGCCUUCCUCGCCAACAUGUGUUCGCAGCUCCUGUUCGUGCGCGGCUUCCUAUAUGUUCCUAGUUCUUUCGAACGCAUGUCAACUUACGGCUUCCUGCAGCCGAUCAAACCGCAGCCUCCACACUCGAGCAUCCCGGUGCGGUGGAUGACGCACGUGCCUUUCCUGGUGGGCGACCGCGUGCUCAAGCACGGCUCCUAUCAGAGCGGCUACCAGGUGCUGCGACUGGCCACCGAACUCGUGCCCGCUACGCUCGCCGUCGUCGGCCCCCACCGCCUCUCGCCCUUCUGGUCCGUCCUCUUCUACUUCGUGCUCAUACUAUUCGGCAUCGCUCAACAGUUGGCGAUAUGGCAUUGCCUCAUCACUGGUAUUAUGGCGAUCAAUGUGAAAUAUUUAAAACUAUGGGAAACGACAAUCACAUUCUUCACAUGUCUUUGUGGUUUCAUUCUUGGUCUUCCAAUGGCAACUGAGUUGGGCAUAUUCGUGGUGUACUUCAUUGACUACGUGGUGGGUGGUGGCUGGUGGAUGAUGCUGCUCUACGUGGUGGAGCUGACGGCGGUGUUCAUGGUGCGCGGUCGCCCAUACAGUGGCGAGACCAUCGUGGCGACGCUAUUCUCCCGCGCCGGCUCAUUCAUGCAGUGCUGGGUGGCGCCACUUCUCGCUUUCACCUGGAACGUCAUUCUUCCAACACUGCUCUUGGUGAUGUGCAUAACGUUCUUCAAGAAUGGCCAGUUUCGUUACUUUUUCAAGUGGUCGAUACCAAAUACAUACGAGUAUUGGCCGGACUGGGCUAGACAACUGGGGGCCAUGUUUCAAAUAAUUCCAUUAUUCACCAUACCCUUCAUCGCCAUCAUUCAAGCAUGCAGAUAUUUAUCAACAGGUCCUCCAGACAUUUUUGAUCGAAUCCAACUGCUGUAUCGUCCUCAGCUGCAUACGGGGUCCGACUUCCGUGAUGUGGAGAUUUCGGCGCCGCAGCCCACCUCUGAUCCGGAUUCGGCCAAUCAGAACGCAGACGCCAUCCAGGAUCCACCACCAAAGUACACUCCACCUCCCUCUUAUUCUACUGCCACUGGUGCUAGAAUCGCCAAGCUGUUCCGACAGAGCUUUCGUAGAAGCAUGCGCCGGAUACAACACGCAUUCAACAGCAACGAAGAGACAAGUUCGCCCUCCACUCUGGACAGGGUACAGGUGCAGUCAGUGCCUCCCCCUCCCGAAUACUCGGCCGUGCUAGUCGAGAUCAACAGGAGCAGCUCAGCCGGAGGAGGAGGAGGGGGUGCCUCCUCAGAAACAGCACCUCCUCAAAUGGCUAGUAGUGAGAUGACCGCCUGUGAGGUGGCGACCAUUUUGAGGAGUAGCUUCAGGCGAGCCGUGAGGGACAGCGCGAGCUCUGAGCAACUGGUUGAUGCCGCUCUGCCCAUCAGUAGGGAUCUGGUGAUCGCUGGUGCCCCACAUAAACCAAACAACCAACCAUGAGUGUUUGUCGGUCCACAUAAACCCAACAACCAACCAUGAGUGUUUGUCGGUUCACAUAAACCCAACAACCAACCAUGAGUGUUUGUCGGUCCACAUAAACCAAACAACCAACCAUGAGUGUUUGUUGGUCUACAUAAACCCAACAACCAACUAUGAGUGUUUGUUGGUCCACAUAAACCCAACAAACAACCAUGAGUGUUUGUCGGUCCACAUAAACCCAACAACCAACCAUGAGUGUUUUUCGGUCCACAUAAACCCAACAAUCAACUAUGAGUGUUUGUCGGUCCACAUAAACCUAACUAGCAACCAUGAGUGGUGAGCCACUGCCCCUAGACCAUUAAUAAGUUGACUUGUAAUUUCACUUGACAUGCCGACCUUCAUAAUAAUAUUGAUAUACCACAGUGUACUAUACUGAUAGUUUUAAAUUACAAAUUGCCUUAAAUUUUUCAACCACGUCUUGAAGUCUCUGAGAGGUUGUGUAAGACAGUACGGUUUACAAUAUUAUCAUUAUACAUUCGCAUAAAUACAGACUGACACAGAUAAAACCUGAAACAGGGUUUCCUUGCGACAACCUGUACAAUAGUCAAAGUCAUCACAAACCUAGCGACGCGUAGCUAAAAAUACGUCUUUGGGUAACGUAGCCGUCCUCUCUCCCAAUACAACACAGAAGUACUCUAUUUUCAAUAAUCCACGCCACGCAAUCUGUCCCGUUGACACCAGCGUAGCGUAGCUUUCAACAUUAUUUGGAGAUAGGACGGAUACGACUUUCGAAGACUUAAUAUCUUCAUACAUGUAGCUAGUUGUAUGGCGACCUUUAUCACUGUUUAAUUGAGUUUUAAUCUGAAAGAAACUCUUGUAUACUCAACUAUAAAAGUUUCCAUCAAUUGGGCUUUUAUUUUUCAUGGUAACUGUUUAGGAUAAAUGUUCAAAUAAUUCGAUAUUACACCUCUAUUUUCAAUAAUCAAGCACAAUAUAAAACCGUACUCUCUCUAAAGGGCUUUGUUAAGUUAUGUGGUCCAAUCUGUGUAAGUUCUGCCUCAUUUAAAGUCAGCCCUUGUAAAUAAAAUGCAACUAAUCAACUUGAAUAAAUGGUUAUAUAGUUAGAGACCAAAUAUAAAGAGGUUGGUCAGUUCAAAACGUCUGUGAUACAGUCAUGUUUGGAUGCUAUGCUAUGUGUGAAAGGUAAUAUUAGCUUAUCAAAUUUAUUAUAUGAACUCUCAAAAAUUCCGGUUUGUGUUGACUAGUGGAGAAAAUGCCUGAUAAGUUAUUUUUACUAUUUACAUUUUAAACUACUUUUAAAGACCGAGAACCAAUAUUAUUAUUUUAGUUCUGCAUGGAUCUUUUCCAUCUUCUUAAACAGUCCUUCUUUACUUUAGUUUUCUAGAGUAAUAUGCCCCAUUAUCAUAAACUGUAUGUUCUCUGUAAACAAGAAAUAUUAAUUUAUGAGAACUAGUUUGUUUGGACACUUUUACCAACAAUGGACGCAAAGCUGUGGAGAUG
Nilaparvata lugens (brown planthopper) is the source of this 5283-nucleotide messenger RNA. RefSeq names its product sodium- and chloride-dependent glycine transporter 1 (gene bdg). The record is from RefSeq and is a predicted model, not a curated record. NCBI's taxonomy places the organism in Eukaryota, Metazoa, Arthropoda, Insecta, Hemiptera, Delphacidae. Bases 382 to 3783 code for a protein of 1133 amino acids. Gene Ontology annotation, cellular component: membrane. Gene Ontology annotation, biological process: sodium ion transmembrane transport. The transcript is spliced from 16 exons.